This is a messenger RNA of Nicotiana tabacum (common tobacco), 360 nucleotides long. NCBI's taxonomy places the organism in Eukaryota, Viridiplantae, Streptophyta, Magnoliopsida, Solanales, Solanaceae. The record is from RefSeq and is a predicted model, not a curated record.
AUGGCAGACUUGUUCGAAAAACUGGGUGGUGCGACAGUUUUCUCCAAAAUAGACCUGAAGACAUGUUAUUGGCAAGUUCAGAUUGCGGAGGUUGAUGAACACAAGACGACUUGUAUGACAAGAUAUGGGUCGUACGACUUCCUGCUUAUGCCAUUCGGCUUGACCAACGCUCCAUCCAUAUUUUGCACCCUGAUGAACCAAGUCUUCCGAGAGUACAUUAAUGAAUUCGUGGUGGUCUACUUGGAUGACAUUGUGGUAUAUAACCAAACACUGGGAGAACAUCUGGAGCACUUGCGAAAGGUCCUAGCCCGAUUACGGGAGCACGAAUUAUAUGCGAACAUAUGGAGCUCCUUUGCUUAA